Gavia stellata (red-throated loon) is the source of this 744-nucleotide messenger RNA. RefSeq names its product BARX homeobox 1 (gene BARX1). Gene Ontology annotation, cellular component: nucleus. NCBI's taxonomy places the organism in Eukaryota, Metazoa, Chordata, Aves, Gaviiformes, Gaviidae. The record is from RefSeq and is a predicted model, not a curated record. Gene Ontology annotation, biological process: regulation of transcription by RNA polymerase II. The transcript is spliced from 4 exons. Bases 1 to 744 code for a protein of 247 amino acids. Gene Ontology annotation, molecular function: DNA-binding transcription factor activity, RNA polymerase II-specific; RNA polymerase II transcription regulatory region sequence-specific DNA binding.
AUGCAGCACCCGCUGGAGCUGGGGGCCGCGCACUACUUCCCGGCCGAAGCCUUCCCCGACCACCGCUCGCACCGCUACCGCAGCUUCAUGAUCGAGGAGAUCCUCACCGACCCCCCGGACGCCAAGGGGGCCGCUCCGGCCGGGGAGCUGCUCAAGUUCGGGGUGCAGGCGCUGCUCUCCGCCCGGCCCUACCACAACCACCUCGCGGUGCUGAAGGCGGAACCGGCCGCCGUGUUCAAGUUCCCGCUGGCUCCCUUGGGCUGCUCGGGGCUGGGCUCAGCGCUGCUGGCCGCCGGCUCGGGGCUGCAGGGCGGCUCCGCCUCGCCCCAUCUCCCGCUGGAGCUGCACCUCCGCGGCAAGCUGGAGCCGGGCCCCCCGGAGCCGGGCAGCAAGGCCAAGAAGGGGCGUCGCAGCCGAACCGUCUUCACCGAGCUGCAGCUCAUGGGGCUAGAGAAGCGCUUCGAGAAGCAGAAAUACCUCUCCACGCCCGACAGAAUAGACCUGGCCGAAUCGCUGGGGCUCAGCCAGCUCCAGGUGAAAACCUGGUACCAGAACAGGCGCAUGAAAUGGAAGAAAAUAGUCUUGCAGGGGGGCGGCCUGGAGUCCCCCACCAAGCCCAAGGGCCGCCCCAAGAAGAACUCCAUCCCCAGCAGCGAGCAGCUCUCGGAACAGGAGCGAGCCCGGGACGCCGAAAAGCCGCCCGAGAGCCUGGGCUCACCGGCCGAGGUCAGCCAGGAGGAGUGA